Molecule: messenger RNA, 1572 nt
Organism: Pipistrellus nathusii (Nathusius's pipistrelle)
Lineage: Eukaryota; Metazoa; Chordata; Mammalia; Chiroptera; Vespertilionidae
Source: the annotation of a GenBank genome assembly
AUGGACCCUGUGGGGGCAGCAGAGCCCUCGGCGCCCCCCGGCCCUCUGACUCACCUGAACCUGCGGGACCCGCCGGAGGCGCGGCCGCGGAGCGCAGCGGACGGGCGGAGCCCGGCGGGCGGCUGGAGCAGGGCCUCCCCGGAGCACUCCGCUGUCCUGCGGGAAGGCGUGCGCCGGUGCCUGCAGCAGCAGUGCGAGCAGACGGUGCGGAUCCUGCACGCCAAGGUGGCCCAGAAAUCCUACGGAAAUGAGAAGCGGUUCUUCUGCCCCCCGCCCUGUGUCUACCUCGCAGGUCCUGGCUGGAGGGUGAAGCCGGUGCCGGGCCAAGCCCACCUCGCCGGGGACACGGGGCCCACCGUCUGCGGCUACAUGGGACUGGACGGCGCAUCCGGCAGCGCCGCCGAGACGCAGAAGUUAAAUUUCGAGGAGCAGCCCGACUCCAGGGAAUUCGGCUGCGCCAAGACCCUGUACAUCUCAGACGCAGACAAGAGGAAGCACUUCAGGCUGGUGCUGCGGCUGGUGCUCCGGGGGGGCCGGGAGCUGGGCACCUUCCACAGCCGCCUCAUCAAGGUCAUCUCCAAGCCCUCGCAGAAGAAGCAGUCGCUGAAAAACACCGACCUGUGCAUAUCCUCGGGCUCCAAGGUCUCCCUCUUCAACCGCCUGCGCUCCCAGACGGUCUCCACGCGCUACCUCUCCGUGGAGGACGGGGCCUUCGUGGCCAGUGCGCGCCAGUGGGCGGCCUUCACCCUGCACCUGGCUGAUGACCACUCUUCCCAGGGAGACUUCCCCCCUCGAGAGGGCUACGUCCGCUAUGGCUCCCUGGUGCAGCUGGUCUGCACUGUCACGGGCAUCACGCUCCCUCCGAUGAUCAUCCGCAAAGUGGCCAAGCAGUGUGCGCUCCUCGACGUGGACGAGCCCAUCUCCCAGCUGCACAAGUGCGCACUCCAGUUCCCCGGGGGCCCUCCCAGCGGCGGGGGCACCUACCUGUGUCUGGCCACAGAGAAGGUGGUGCAGUUCCAGGCCGCCCCCUGCCCCAAGGAGGCCAACCGGGCGCUGCUCAACGACAGCUCCUGCUGGACCAUCAUAGGCACCGAGGCGGUGGAGUUCUCCUUCAGCGCCAGCCUGGCGCGCCCCCGGGAGCCCGUCACCCCGGUGCCCCUCGUCAGCGCCCUGGAGCUCAGCGGCGGGGGAGACGUGGCCACGCUGGAGCUCCACGGGGAGAACUUCCACGCGGGGCUCAAGGUGUGGUUCGGGGACGUGGAGGCGGAAACCAUGUACAGGAGCCCGCGGUCCCUGGUGUGCGUGGUGCCCGUGGUGGCCGCCUUCGGCAGCGCCUGGCGCUGGCUGCGCACACCCAUCACCGUGGCCUUGAGCCUGGUGCGCGCCGACGGCCUGCUCUACCCCAGCGCCUUCUCGUUCACCUACACCCCCGAGCUCAGCGCGCGGCCCGCGCCCCCGGGGGCGCCCCCGCCCGCCGCCCCCGCCGCCGCCGACGCCGACGCCGACGCGCUGCUGGAGAGCAUCCACCGCGAGUUCACGCGCACCAACUUCCACCUCUUCAUCCAGACCUAG